GAGUUUGUUUGGCGUUGAAUAAGCAGCGUAGAGGUGGUGGGAGUGUGUGGAGGGAGGAGUGGGGUGUGUGUUAGUGUGAGAGAGCAGCGGCUGGCCAGCGAGGGGGACCCGAGUGGCAUCCCCGUGUCUGUGUCCACGGUUUUUGACCUCCUCGCUCCUCCUCGCCUACCCACUUUGUUCUUCACUCCAUAGUAAGUGACCAGCAAGAUGGAUUGAUGAAGACCAAGACGGAUAGAGGAGGUAUGCCUGGGUGUCAUGGAGCUGACAGACUGCCCAAGCCUGACUGGCAUCUGGUGAGAGAGAACCAAUGCUGUGUGACAUCAAGAGAGGUAGAGGUCAAGAUGGCACAGGACUCUGCCAUGUCCCUGAAGGAGGUCACCCACAAGACCACAGCUGCAGUCACCACCACUACUGGCAGGAAGCCGUGGGAGAAGCAGUGCAGGGAUGGUGGUGACCAAGACUCCCCUUGCUCCUUUGUUGGGUUUGAGCUUGACUCCAGGUCAGCCAAACUCUUCAGUGACUUGAAGCAAAUCUUGAUGAAGAACAACAACAUCAAGGUGAAGGAAGUGAGUGGCCUGAAUGGAGUGAUAAGGAAAGGGGAGAGUACAAGACCCCCUCUGAGUACUGAUGGCAGUGUGGAAUCAGAAAACCUCCAUAACCUUAAGAAAGUGUUGAAAGAAGAGAAAAACUGUGAGUAUGGUGUGAAAAAGAAAGACAAUCUUGUGAACAUUGAAAAGAUAGCCCUGCACGACAAGACAUGUAGCGCGGUGGAGGAUGUGUGCUUUGUGGGCCUGGAAGGUGACGGCCUCAGUGAUGACGAUGAUGAGAACUCCACAGACAUCAUCAUCAUCAAGGAAAUUGUGCAUGACGACUCUCCUCUUGUUGCAUCAGGCAUGCAGCAGAACAUUGACCUGGUGCAGCCCAACAGAGAGAGAGUGAAGGAGGCAGACUUGGUGGCCCCGUACCAGUGUGUGGACCACAAGGAACCCUCCCCCUUGGUGGUGGAGCUCAAGCCAGGGAACUAUGCUGUGGACCCUGAGGUGGAGGUGAUGCAGGAGAGCCAGUACCACCUGUAUGCAGCUCCGGAAAUCAUAGAGGAGGUGGUUACGGUGGAGGACAUGGAGGGUGUGGAGGAGGUAGCCCCAAUCUCCAGCACCUUCUCCACCCCUGUGUCCUCCGUCAUCCUGGACCACUCCUACAGCUCACCUCCUCCACCCUGGCUGCUCCAGACUCUCAGCCAGUCACUGCAGAGUUACACAGAGGGAACGUUGUGCAGCCCAGGCAGUGCAUUGCCACAAUACAGUGAUGGCAGUGAAUGUGAAACUGAGAGUGCCACGUCAGAAAUGAUGAAUGGUGUGUUUGCUUGCCAGAGUGGUGAUGAAGUGAGUGUUGGGCUGACUGAUGCUGCCGCUGCCCUCAGUAGUGUUCCGUACUGCUCAGUGGUGACCAGAGUCUUGCCUCUCUCUGAUGGUGACGGAGGUGAGGUGAGCAGUGCCAUCACUACACAUGAUGCUGUUGUUCACCACUCACAGCUCAGAGAUGGUGAUGGCAUCAAUGUUCCCACGAGUAACAUGGCUUCCCCUCACCCAUGCAUCACCACAAGCCACAUUUCAAGUGAACCAGGGGAGCCUCAUCAAGAUGAAUGUGUUGGUGAUAGAGCAGUGAGCACCUGCUUCCUUGGAAGAGUUAAGGAAAGCCUCAUUAACACCCCUACCUCACAGCCAGAAGGGAAACCUGCUCAGGAAACCUAUCAAAGCCACACAUUAGAUUCACCUGAAGACAGUUUUUGUAACAAAAACUCCAAGAUUCCUCAAAUGUCAGAAAUGAAUGUUGAAAAUGAUGCCGGUGAGGAGAUAGGCAGCGGUGAUAAUGAAGGGAGCCAGAGGGCGGGGAGUCAGGAGAGGAUGAUGAUCAGGUCCUCAAUACAGCUCAGGAAAAGGAAGAUAUACAAGCUGAUCCAAGUGCCACAGAGGGAAUCCAUCAACUAUGACAAGAUCUCUGACAUUGACACGUACUAUACAAACGACAGCACUUCCUUCGAGGACGACUUGCCAACCAGCACAGAGAAGAAGGAGAUUGAGAAACCACCAGACCUUUUCCCCAGCAGUAAGGCAGAGAAGAGGGCAGCCACCAAGAUCUGGCAGGUGCUUGUGUCCCAGCUGGAGGACUGUGUGAGGGGCAUCACCACCCUGCCUCCCGCUGUCUCUGUUCACACCAAGAAGCGCAAGAGAAGCCUCAGUGCAAGGAAGGGGAAGGGAAGCGUGCCCCUCCAGGUGCCGAGGAAAGGUGACAGUCGUAAUGAUGGUGUCGGUGCCUCGCAAGAUUCACGGACAAGCCAGUGUGUGAAAGUAAAGGAAGAGAUGGAUCAAGCCACACAAUCAUGUUUUGAGAGUAGAGGUGCAGCGAGUAAAAGGAAGUGUGUGUGUUUCUGCCGGUACAACACAGUGUUGCCGCUGGCUUCCCGGAGGACUUGCUGUGGGAGGAGAAGAGUUCAGUCUGGCUGCCGGCGGAGCAGUCGCACCAUCAGGAGGGAGACCGUGGCCUUCCCGACGGACCAGAAGACCUUCUUCCAAAGCCUUGGACUGAUGGAAAAGAGUCUGUACGAGAAGGACGUAUUUUAUGAGUCCCUGGUGACCCACAGGACGCGGAAUGUGCGAGCCAAUCAGAUCAAGGGAAAAGAUCACUAUAGGAUGUUCUUAGACAAUCUACGUGGUGACGGAUUAGAUCAGAGUAGUGACAAGCUCAAGCAACCUUUCCCUCUAACAUUCAUUACCAAACAAAACUUGUGCAAACUGUCAACAAGAAGCAAGGCCAUGAACAAAGGCAGUAAUCUCCCGUGGCUGCCAGACGGAUGUGCCGCUGAGCAUAACUUUGAAGGUUUCUGUGAUGCUGCUGGCAGUCAGCGCCGCAGCACAGGUGAUUCCCCUAUGGGACAGAAGUUUGAGUUUGAGCCAUCAUUGAGUCUGGGUGACAUGGGCAGCAGCAAUGUCAGUAAGUCAGAAACAUUACCUUCCGUGCCAUUCUGCUGCACUGACACCAAUGACAACUUUACUGAAAACUGCAUCAUGCCAAAGACACAGCAAGACUUGCUGCCAGAACUCAGCAAGACUUCUGUUGACCUGGAGGAGUGUCCUGUGUGUGAGAAGUCCAGUAAUGGAACAUGUCCCCUGGGUCACAAAGUCCAAAUGGAUUCCUUAAGUAGCAGAGUGCUUGAGGAGAAGGGUCACAGUAGUCUGGUCAUGAUGGAGGAAGAGUCUUUGCACCCUAGUCAGGUGGAGGAGGGGGUCCCAGCACUGGUAGUAAAGGAGCAUGACAAAGGUGGCUGUGAGGAUGCACUGCCAGACUCGUGGUCAGACUGCACGAUGGAGGGAGUGACUGAAGACUCACCAGCUCAGCCCAGCACAGGUGAACACUCUGUCCUCACACCAGACACCAUGGAGGUGGAUGAGUAUGACAGUGAUAGUUGCAAAAGCUCCUUGCCAGAUUUGAUGGCAAUAGGGACAGAAAAAGUCCCUGGGGUCUGCAGUAUGUUCCUGGCAGCAGCAGCAUCCCCCCCCAGUGAUGGCACCUCUGUGGGGUCUGUGAGUGAGCUUCUGAAGAGUCUUCAUCCACUGUUCCAUGAUGAAAGUAAAGAGUGUGACUUCCUGGGCUUUGAUGAGGAGCCACACUGCCACAGGCUCAAAACAUCACCACAGUUGGGAGCAAAGAUAAAUGCAACUCAUGGUCCUGGAAAUGUUCACAGCAGAGAUGUAUGUGGCGGGAGAUCCAAGCUGAGACAGUUCGUGACAGUGUUGGAUGGACAGUGUGGCAGUGUGGAUGUCAGUGAGGAAAUGGAGGAGCUGAGCUGUUAUGCUGCCACACCAAAGGCAGACAUGCUGUCAAGGACAGACACCAGUGAGCAUGGCAUGGAGUCUGAGGCUGAGGCUGUGAUGUCCCUGCCAACUAAAAGAGUGGAGGCAAUGAAAGAUCCUUCCUCACCCACAUCCAAGUCUCCCUCAAAGAAUGAAAGGACAUCAAAACUGGGCGAGUUUGACCUGACCAGAAAUUGCCGAGUGAACCUGACCAAACUGAAGAUCCCCAAGGGAGCGCUAGCGCUGGAGAGGGUGAAGGUUGACGUCAGGGACAGCAAUGUCAGCCCGCUGUUCUCCAGUCACUUAUCUCCUGAGAAAUUAAUCAAAACACCUGGAAAACCUGACUCUGAAAGUUGCAUUUCUCUCACAAGAUUCUCUAAGAGACAAAAUGUCAAGAAAAUAAAGUACUCUGAGCUACUAAAGCCAAACAUGAGGAGAUCCCUGAAUGGUAUGCACAGGACAGAGAAGCAAAGCCCACCAUGUGGCAGCAAACACUCUAGGAGCAUCUCUGAUGGAGUGCUGUUCAGGUGCUGCACCUGCUUGGCAACAUUCAGAAGCAAAGGUGCUCUCACCGGCCACCUCCAGACUCAUGAGAAGAAGGAAUUCACCUGCACAGAGUGUGGCCUCAACUUCCAGGAAGAGGUGCUGCUGCACUCCCACAGGAGGCUACACACCACUGCACGGGAAGCUGUCCUGUGUGAAAAGUGUGGAGAGAGUUUUUCUCAGCUGGAAGACUUGAGAAAUCACGUUAAGAAUCAUUUAUCCCCCAAAUCUUCAAAGUGUAAAAUGUGUAACCAAACUUGUAAAUGCCAGUUAGCCUCAAACGAGUCUCUCGACUUGCACCUAAAGGAGUGCAAGAACAGGUGUGUGGAGUGUAGCGGAACAUUUGUGGUAUCCCCCAGCCUCAAGCGAAACACUCGGACCCACGACCGGGGGAAACCACACCAAUGUGCCCUGUGUAGUGAUGACACCCCCCAUGACAACUGAUGGGGCCAGGCACAGCUGAGGGAAGCCCUGCCAGUGCUCUGUGUGGUGUAGGCCAUGCCCCUUAUGGUAGCUGAUGUGGCAAAGGAGUGCUAAAGGUUUUUAAUGAGAAUUACUGUGUACUAUUUUCCCUUGCUGACAUAAUGGCAACUUUUGUGUUUUAUUUUACUGGUAAAAGUAAAAAGGUGUGUCUGAGUAAGCAGAACACUGAGUGGUGAGUGUUGGCCUCAGCGUCCACGGUGUGUUGUGUCGUGGGCCCUUCACUUGCCCUCCUCUUCUCCGUGGAAUGACCGCCAGUUUUAGUUCACCAGACUCUGUUUGAUCCUUUUAUUUCCAGCAGGAAACAAAGCAUUGUUGGUUUGCAAACUGGAAACAAGGUUAUGUAUAUUCAUGACUGAUGUUGAUGAUAGCUUUCAGUUUUGUUAAAGAAUUUCGAUCAGUUUAAUAACACCUGUAAAUUUUCAAUAUCAAGUGAGACACAGUGGCUAGGAAGUAUUAAGUAAUGAAGGCUUUGCAUCUGCCGUGAGCUUGUCCAUUUGGUGGAAUUUUGAUAAGGCACACAAACUUGUGAUGUAAAUCAUGCUUGUAUAUAUUAUGUGUUGGUGUACAGCUGCUUCAGACACCAGUGAAUAUUUGGCAACAUUUGCCCUUACUUGUGAUGUUCUCCGAGGAAUGAACUAGUCACACACACACACUGUUCAUGGCUGACAGAAAUGUUGUCACUCAGAUGACUGAACACAAGGAUGACUGGGUUUUGUUAGGCUCGCUCUGCACUGAGCUUGUGUGUGACAUGUGGGUGGUGACUCCUCUCUGGACAUGUCCCGUCGUGUUGAAAUGUGCAUAUCUGUGGUGUGUGAAGAUCUGUCAGCUUCUGUGUGUUUUGUUGCCAUCCCAGUGUGAGGUACUGUGUGUGUGGCAGACCCAGACGUGUCACCAGUGUCUCAUGGUACAAAGGUGUGGAGGAGGAAACGUUCUUGAUCACUGCCAUGUGUUGAGGUCUUCCAAGACACACUUCAGGACUCUAUUGCAUCUGAGAAUGAACACCAGUAUACUAGCUGCUUGUCAGACCAAUCACUAGCAUCAAAUAGUUUCCUUAACCCACAUAAUUUUUGUUGAUAUAUGAUAGAAAUGAAAUACCAGAUGCUUCAUAGUUAGUGCUGCUUUAAUUAUGGUCUUCUUGAGUCAGUUGGCAUGUCAGCAGUGCCUUGUUUACGAUGGUCCCUGUGGGUGGUGAGAUGCACAGGCAGUCACCAGAUGCAGGGACACACAGGACAGUACAAGCACAGGGCACAGCACAGGCCUCCUAUACAGCUGACUGGAGAAGACUGUAAUCCAUCACUGCAGUACAAACUAUUUUGGUAAUGCUGCCACAUAUAAAACCAGAGUGAAGAGUAGGUCAGUGUUGGCAUGAGGUGUGUGUCAGAAAAUUGAAGAAUGUAAGAAAACAAGGGAAGCUACAAGAAGCCAUGAGGCAAACACGUGGCAGUCCUUGUAUGAAACAUGUUAGACUACCACUGACAUUGUUUGAAGUGUAGACACCCAAGAUGGACUGACAUGGCAGGAACUGAAGACAAAAAGUAUUGAACCUACUCUCUCUGUGUUUGUAUUCUUGCUGGGAAUACAAAUUACUCUCAGGCCAUGUUAGGUGGUGGUUGAAUGUGUGUGUGUGUGUGUAUGUGUGUGUGUGUGUGUGUGUGUGUGUGUGUGUGUGUGUGUGUGUGUGUGUGUGUGUGUGUGUGUGUGUGUGUGUGUCAAGGCAAUGUUCUAAAGUGUAGUGCAAAUCAUUACUACACUACCUGCCCUGAUACUGACUACCAUUGAUGUACUGAAGGAGUGAUGUGUACAGUGAAUGAGGGCAAUAAUGCGUGAGCGAGAUAAUGAGGUAAUACAGCAGCUAAUGUCAUUAUUACAAUACAUUUUUAGUGUUUCCUCAAUGUACAGUCAUACCACAUUGAUCUUAGGAAGUCUAGGGCAUAUUAUGGUCUUGUAUAGAAUUUCUGGACAUUCGUUUCUUAUGGUAGCAGUAGUAUAGCAUUGUAUGUCUGAAGUACAAAGCAAGGAUAUUUCAGAAGUCUUUGUGAAAUUAUACCCAUCUAUUGGAUUUUGUAAAGUGAUUAGGAUCAACGUUAUGUUGUACUAUUCCCCCAUUUGUCUUUAUUUAUUAUGAAAUACACUGAGAAAUACUGA
Scylla paramamosain (green mud crab) is the source of this 7022-nucleotide messenger RNA. RefSeq lists its product as uncharacterized. The record is from RefSeq and is a predicted model, not a curated record. Lineage: Eukaryota; Metazoa; Arthropoda; Malacostraca; Decapoda; Portunidae. The coding region runs from base 216 to 4838 and encodes 1540 amino acids. The transcript has 3 exons.